AUGCCUAGACGGUUGGACAAUGUCUCGCGAAUGGUGAGGGGCCAGAUUGGUAUGUCCAUGAACAAACUCAACUUAUUCAAUUUAUAUCGAAAACAACCCAUAAAUUAUUUGGGUAAGACUUUAUAUCAACAAAAAUGGGCUGCCAAAUCAGAAACCAGAUCGUAUCAUGGGGAACAUUUAAGGGAAAAACGAUUUAAAAAAGUAUUGUUUGAACCAGAAUUAAAGACUUUUUCACAGUUGGAUGCAUCUUUAAAAGGUGGUCAAGACAUAGCACAAACCCCAAUUACACUACAGACUUAUGCAACAUUGGAGAAGAGAUUAGAGUUUGCCUUAUUUCGUAGUAUGUUUGCAUCAUCAGUGAGACAAGCUAGACAAUUUAUUUUGGGCGGGUAUGUCAAAGUUAAUGGAGUGACUAUUAAGCAUCCUUCAUUCCCAUUAAAAAGUGGUGAUGUUUUCUCAGUUGAUCCGGAAAGAGUAUUAUAUGCUUUAGGUAAAUCAAAACCAAGUUUAAACAAAUCGAUUGGAAUAGACAAUAAACAAAUAAGGUAUUGGAACCAUUAUGUUAACAUGGCCAAAAAAAAUCCACAAAAAGUUUGGGAAAUGCAACAAAAUAAACCUGACUCAUUGAAUUCAAUUAAUAAUUUUGAAAGAAAAGCAAGAAAUAUGGCUAAGCAAAAAAAUUCUGAAUCCAUAAUGAAGUCCGAGCAAAAUAAAACUAAUAAGAAAUCAAUUUUAAGGAACAUUAUCGAGUUGGGAAAAUCCUCAACGGGUGAAGUCAAUGAAUCAACGUUUGAAUCAUACGGCAACAAAUUAGCACAAACGAAAUUUGUACAGGUCUAUAAAACUUUAGCAGACUCCAAAAACUCAAUCAUCAAUGACUAUAGUGAUUCAAAUUUGGAACUUUAUUUCUCAAAAGAUUCCGAGAAGAGUGUUGAGGAAAAAACUGAAUUUAGGAAAAUAAACAAUAUUUUAAGAGAGUUAGAGAAAAGUGAAUGGGAGAGAAUACGAUUGAAUUUUGAAAACUCAGGUAACGAAACGAGCAAUUAUGAUCCAUCUUAUGCUGACAAACUUACCCCCUUGAAAUCCUUAAACAAAGAUGAAAUUUUGGAAGAUGAAACAAAAGCUUUCGUGAGUCUACCUUGGCAAAAGCAUUUAUAUGGACGUAAAGAUCCGUCGAAAUCAUUUUUCACUCCAUGGACUCCAAGAGCAUUCUUAGGUGCUUUUGCUAUUUUACCAUCCCACAUAGAAAUUUCAUUCGAUACAUGUCAUGCAGUCUAUUUAAGAGAUCCAAUAGCUAGACCAGGUCAUUCAGAAGUUAUUUCACCAUUUGCUGAAAAUGUUCAUGAAAGAGCUUAUAUGUACUAUAUAAAGAAGGGAAUGUCGUAG
Molecule: messenger RNA, 1386 nt
Organism: Lodderomyces pseudojiufengensis
Lineage: Eukaryota; Fungi; Ascomycota; Pichiomycetes; Serinales; Debaryomycetaceae
Product: mitochondrial 37S ribosomal protein uS4m
Exons: 1
Coding region: 1-1386 (461 amino acids)
Biological process (GO): positive regulation of translational fidelity
Cellular component (GO): mitochondrial small ribosomal subunit
Molecular function (GO): structural constituent of ribosome; rRNA binding
Source: RefSeq, a predicted model, not a curated record